This is a messenger RNA of Doryrhamphus excisus (bluestripe pipefish), 2246 nucleotides long. It is a transcript of the gene vwc2l, whose product is annotated as von Willebrand factor C domain containing 2 like. Lineage: Eukaryota; Metazoa; Chordata; Actinopteri; Syngnathiformes; Syngnathidae. The record is from RefSeq and is a predicted model, not a curated record. Gene Ontology annotation, cellular component: AMPA glutamate receptor complex. Gene Ontology annotation, molecular function: protein binding. Gene Ontology annotation, biological process: negative regulation of BMP signaling pathway.
CUCAGUUGCUUUCCAGGGUGCUGAAAGUCGGAGCGUCUCCCUCCUCAGUCUGGCUCUGAUCACAAUGUAGGCUUCAUUUCACGCUCUCCACACGCACCCCUCCGUGGGGGUUGUUCUCGUCUGGAUGCUGGAUGCACGCACGGGAGUGAUUUUAUUUUUGAAUUAUGCGUCUGCAUGACUGGGAAUGAAUGAAUGCAUGUUCAGGGACUCUGAAAUGAAAUGUUUGGAGGUGAUGUGAUCUCUAAGAGGUGAGUCAGCUGAGGGGGAAUUUGACGCAGAGGUACUUUAACGUGGACGUCAUGUAAACAUGGAGCCACAGCAGCUACAGCUCGGUGUUGAUGUAUUGUAAAACGGGGAAGAUUGUUGUUUUUUUUUUUUUCUUGGGAGGCUGCAGAAGUUUUCCAAAAGGCAGAUCAACCACUGCAUAGAAGUGGAUUCCUAAAGUAAGAGCAACGCUGCCAAUUCCUCCAUGAGAUGAUGACGACAGGGAUAUUAUCCCAAAGGACGGAUACGGAUUUAACACCAGUGGUGUAGGGAUGACAUCCCCGUAAACCCGUUGAAUGUGGAUGUUUGCACCGUGUUGGUGAAGGAUGGGCCCUGUCCUCUCGGCCGCCUUCGUCUUUCUGUUGGCCCUCGGCCCCACCGCCUCAUUCGCUAACCCCGAGGAUUACACUGCCGAUGAGGGGGAGCGGACGGCCAGUGAAAGCCUCGUGUUCGAUGACUACCGGGGGAAGGGAUGCGUGGAUGACAGUGGAUUCGUCUACAAGCUCGGGGAGCGCUUCUACCCGGGUCACUCCAACUGUCCGUGUGUGUGCACGGAGGACGGGCCGGUGUGUGACCAGCCCGAGUGUCCCAAACUGCACCCCAAGUGCACCAAAGUGGAGCACAAUGGCUGCUGCCCUGAGUGCAAGGAAGUCAAAAACUUUUGCGAGUACAGAGGGAAAACAUACAAAAUCCUGGAGGAGUUUAAGCCGUCACCUUGCGAGUGGUGCCGCUGCGAACCAAAUAACGAGGUGCACUGUGUGGUGUCCGACUGUGCCGUCCCAGAGUGCGUCAACCCCGUGUACGAGCCGGAGCAAUGCUGCCCCAUCUGUAAAAACGGUCCAAAUUGCUUCGCUGGAUCGACGAUCAUCCCAGCCGGGAUUGAGGUAAAAGUGGACGACUGCACCAUCUGCCGCUGCCAUAACGGAGAUUGGUGGAAGCCGGCUCAGUGCUUGCGGCGCGAGUGCCUGAAUGGCCAGUCGUCAUAGAGACACUCCAGCGGGGGAUUGGUGGAUCAGCUCAGGCGAGGCCCUGCGUACCUACUGCACCGUUUUAUAUGAUUGACAGGGCAGGAGCACAAUUCCAGAACAAUCUGAUGACACUGUCAAAACCUUCAGAUGGGUUUGCCACAGAGAUGAUGUUGAUGAUGACAAAACUGGUCUCCAGUCUAUUUCCAUCAUAUUUUCAGAAGUUGCUGCUGUCACAUACAAAAAAAUGUGGAAUAUUUCCUCACAACGGGCAAGGAAUGAAUCAUCCUGAUCGGUUUUUGUUGUUCCUGUCGGUUAUAGCCAAGCGUCAGGCGGCGAAAGACACGCAAGCACACUCGUACGUGUUGCUUUUUGUCAACUGACACCGGUGAAAGUGGUCACCCGUUCUCUCUCAAAGCUUGUUUACAACAUGCACACCACAUGGAUAUGUUUGUCUUUUGAAAAUAUGGCAUUGAUUCACUUCCGGCACUUAGAAGAUGUUACUGUCAGUUAAGUAGAUUGCGAGAAAUCCACGGAAAAGCUUUUUGAUUCAUUCCACCUGCAACAUUGCCACCUGCUCGUGUUUAAUUAGUUCAGCAAACAUGUUCAUGGUAGUUCUUGGCAAUAUUACAAAAUGCAUUAAAACACUUUAACGUUUUUUUUUUUCUCGCUUUUCCCUGUUUGAGUCAAUUGCAUGAAUGGUUUGGGCUUAGUUUGAACAAGUUGUGACCCUAAGGUACUUGAAUCAUCCACAUUGGGCAAGAUCUCACAAUGGUACAGUCCACCCAUGUCCGGCUAAAAACCAUGGCCUCAAAUUUGAAGGUUGUGAUUAUUAGUUCAUUGAUCAAAUGAGUUGAGAUAACAACUUUUACCAACAAUUUCCAAUUUAAGCUUUGACAUUUCACCGUGCUUCCCUCCGCAUUUGAGAAGCACUGCCUUACAGUAUAGGCCAUUAUUUCUGACUGACUGUCAUGGAUAUUUUUUUUUUCCGCCUUCAAGGUUCACAUCCUCCAAAUA